Molecule: messenger RNA, 2860 nt
Organism: Zootermopsis nevadensis
Lineage: Eukaryota; Metazoa; Arthropoda; Insecta; Blattodea; Termopsidae
Molecular function (GO): oxidoreductase activity
Source: RefSeq, a predicted model, not a curated record
UCGGGCGGGAGAACGCCAGUCACCCAGUGAAAGCCCGUCUGGCCGGUCGACAUGACUGUGCCCGUUCUUGAGGCGAAGCGCUUCGUCCUGCAGGCCAUGGUGGCAGUGGGCACCGUCCGGCAACACGCACAGCAGUUGGCAGACGUGUUGGUAACUGCCGAUUACAUGGGCCACUACAGUCACGGCCUCAACCGGCUAGAAAUGUACAUCGCCGACAUAGAAACCAAGACCACGGACCCAAACGCCCACCCAGCUGUGCUGAAGGAGUCCCCCGCCACGGCCUGGGUGGACGGCAACAAUGGACUAGGCCCCGUGGUUGGUAACUUCUGCAUGCAGCUCGCCAUCCAGAAGGCCAAGGCCGCUGGCGUGGGCUGGGCUGUUGCAAAAGGCUCUAACCACUACGGGAUCGCGGGCUGGUACACGAGGACGGCCUUGGAACACGGCCUACUGGGCAUGUCCUUCACAAACACGUCCCCACUGAUGGGCCCCACCAGAGCCAAGGAGGCAGCACUGGGAACUAACCCCUUAUCCCUAGCCGCUCCAGGGAAAAACGGCGACAGCUUCGUUCUGGACAUGGCGACCACAGCAGUGGCUGUCGGAAAGAUAGAGGUGCAGCGCAGAAAGGGAGAACCCAUCACAGAGGGCUGGGCGCAGGACCCGGAGGGGAGAAGCACCACAGAUGCAGACCUCGCUUUCAAGACGGGCUGCCUCAUGCCUCUUGGGGGUUCUGAGAUCACGUCCGGGUACAAGGGCUACGGAUUGGGUCUCCUCGUGGAGACCUUAUGCGGCAUCCUUGGUGGAUCUGCGUUCGGACCCAAUAUUCGACGCUGGAUGGAGCACACGGAUAGACCUGCUGACCUGGGCCAAUGUUUCGUUGCCAUCGACCCGCAAUGCUUCGCUCCUGGGUUCAAUGACCGGAUGAGCACUCUCAUGGACUAUCUAAGAGGCUUGCAGCCGGUGGACUCCUCAAAGCCUGUGUUGGUGCCUGGCGACCCUGAACGUAACCACAUGAAGAUGGUGGAUCAGCAAGGAGGAAUACAAUACCACGAUAACCAGCUUAAAGCGUCCGCUGCUCUAGCCAAGAGACUGGGCAUCACACCAAUUGAAGUAAAGUAGAACGCACUGCAGUAGCAUUAUUCCAUUGCUACAAAUUGGUCUUCAAAACACAAAGUUGUAAUGUGCUUGCUUUAUAGUCACUGUUCGCUUCAGUUCAUAUAUUUGUUCAAUACAGCUGUUACAGCACUGGGAUGAAAGACUCGGUGAAAUUUCGACCAAACUUCUUGCUACCCGUACCUCUGCGCUACACUACAUCACACGCCAAAUGAAUGUGCAACAUCUACAUUAUGCCCAGCAUGAUGCAAAAGUUACAACCUUCUUAUAAUUCUGACCCGAAAUUUCAUUUAGCAGUUGUCUGUGUAACAGGAGGAUCAACCUGCAUGAUAAUUGGCUAUCGCAAUGCACACAAGCGUGUACCUCAUCAUAUGCUAGGAAUCAACUGCAGCAGCUUCAAGUGAACUUACUCAUAUGGGAAGCUGAUGGCAUUCUGUUGGUGUAAUUGAUGUCAGGCGCAUGACAAACUUGUUACUGACAUUAAGACUGCAGCUAUUGUUUGGAGGGAAAGCAAAAUUUGGUGGCUAAUAAUAAAAAUUCUGUACUUUCAUGACUGUAUACUGCAUUUUGGGAAGCCCAUAACCAAUAAGGGCAUUUUGUAACAACAACAACAAAUAAGAGUUCAAACUGAAAAUAAAACAACGAAAGCAUGUGGCAAAUCAGUAUGGGUGAAACACAAAAUGACAGGACCCAAGACCUGCCUCACUACAGACAUGUUUCAGCUACCACAUGAAAUUCAAAGGCCCUAAAACAUUCUACAGUAGCUGAACUUGCCGACUGCAACAUGGCUCUUGUACCUCCAUGCCAGCUACAGGAGGGUGACACUAUAAACCAUUUCUCCCUGUAAUGCAUGCAGUCAGAUUGGAUUCUGAAACAAUCCAUGACUAUUCUGCCAUGACGCAUAAGAUUUAAAUGUUGUCUACGGAAAAUGGAGAGACAGACUUGGCUGUACCACAUCACUGUUGGUAAACACUCCCAAACCUAAGGAUCUGGGACAUGAGCAUCACAUAUUGUGCAAUAUUGCCCAUCUGUAUCUGGCAUAGUUCGGUAUGUAACCAUUGUUCUGUCAUACCAAAUAAAAACUGUUGCCUUCUUACCGUUUGGCGAGACCAGCAGGUGGUGAGUGUUGUUGGUAAGUGAAGCUGGAUUUGCCUCUUGCAGAAUAUCAGUCACACUAACAUAAUACACUGCAAUGGGACUGUGUACUUCACAUCUCAAUAGCAGUUAUUUCCUGAAGACCACGUGCAAAACAAUCAACUGUUCCACUUCUGCUUCAUGUCUCAUGAUGUUAACAGCCACAGUACAACUGGUACCUGUCAAUAAAGUUUCAUUCUUCUUGAAACAGUUUUUGGACAAACACUUAUCCCUGCAGAACACGAUUAUUUCUCUGUUAAUGUGACCCCCCCUCAAUCCAGGAGGAGGACAUCAACAUACAUCUGAUUCUAUAGAAUAGAGUCCAUUUAGUUGGUCAAAAACUACCCACAUUUAUAGAACAUGAAAGUUCAUUAUGUUGAAAAAAGCCUGUCAACUUCAAAAGAAAUUAACAGCCUAUAUAAAAUGUGGAAAUUAUUUGUGUCUGUAACUCCAAACUUCUGGAUGGACAAUGAAACAAAUUCAGGCUGAAAAACACAUAAAUGCAAAGUGUAAUGAAGUGAAAAUGGCUUAUAUACAGGUAGCAAAUAGUCUAUUUGUACCUCUUUCUCUAUAGUUCAAUGAUGUAUGAAAUAAAUAAAAUAUAAUAUACAAUUGA